This is a messenger RNA of Rangifer tarandus platyrhynchus (Svalbard reindeer), 315 nucleotides long. NCBI's taxonomy places the organism in Eukaryota, Metazoa, Chordata, Mammalia, Artiodactyla, Cervidae. The record is from the annotation of a GenBank genome assembly.
AUGGUUCUUUAUGGUUGUCAAGGUGCUCCCUCACUGCCCCAGGAGGAAGGCUGGGCAGGCAUCAUGAUUGUAAUUGCAGAAUGGAAACCAGAGCUCAGAGAGGCUGAGAGACUUGUCCAAAGUCACAUUAAGAGGUGCCCCACAGGUUUGGGGCAGAGGCAAAGGUUUCCUAUGGAGAGGCAGAUGGGGAGAACUCUGGGCUCUUGGUGGACAACCCUGAAAUGGUUUGAGAGAUGGAAACUCCAGUCAGGAAGAAAGGCUGGCAUUCCAGGGAAUAAUCCCCUAGAGAGGAGAGGGCACUGGCUCAGGGGAUAG